Paramuricea clavata is the source of this 4774-nucleotide messenger RNA. The record is from the annotation of a GenBank genome assembly. Lineage: Eukaryota; Metazoa; Cnidaria; Anthozoa; Malacalcyonacea; Plexauridae.
UGCAGGAAGCCCUGCGAUUGUUUCCAUCAGUGCCACUUAUGGUCCGUGAAUUGACAGAGGAAUGUAAAUUUGGUAAGAAAAUUUGCAUGUGGUGAUAGAAGGCUGUCGCUUCUCCUCACACGUUAUGUUUUCAAACGAUCUAUUAAAUUCAGAAAGAAAUUUCUGGAAGGAAAUUCAAAAGAACUGGGGCCGGUUGUUGAAAAACCGAUUAACUUAACCCUAGUUUAAAGUGCAUAUGACACGAAAUUUCACCCCAAAGGUUUAUUGGUGCAUUGUAAAGAUCACUUAAAGUGACUUAAAUAAUUUCUUUUAUGGAAUUUUGGUAACUUGCUCCCUUUUCAAGAUAUUCAACUUUGUUUCAUAUGCAAAUAUCACCGGUGUGACAUCACAUCACAUCACAUCACAUCACAUAAUGAGUUUUCAGAAAAGUAUAGUUUUCUUGACGAAUACGUACUAUCUAAAAAACUUAAAAAUUGUCUUUGUAUUUGUAUUAAUUUCAUAACAUGUUAAAAUAUUUCAUAAAAUGUUACAUUUUCAAAAUGUCAUUAUGAGAUGUGAUGUCACACCGGUGAUAUUUGCAUAUGAAACAAAGUUGAAUAUCUUGCAAAGGAAGCAAGUUACAAAAAUUCUAUAAAAGAAAUUAUUAAGUCAUUUUAAGUGUUCUUUACAAUGCAAUCAUAAACAUUUGGGGUGAAAUUUCGUGUCAUAGGCACUUUAACCUAAAAUUCAAAGCAAACUUCCCAACAACUUGUUUAUAAACUUGGAAAUAUUUCUUCAGAAGUCUUGUGUGGAUCAAUGAGAGUUUUCUUUUCUGAAGUUUUGAAAUAAACACAUGUGCAGAAAUACCGAAAUUGAAACAGGAGGUUAAAUUUUAACCCAUGCAGCGCUAGCGGUAAUCCAGCUUUGAACAACCGGCCUCUGGAUGUUUAAUCAAUGUCUGUAUUGAUUUUUGUAGCCUGAGUUUAUAGCCUGAAUUUUCUUGGCUAAAACAAACAAUAUCGCCAAAAUUAUCGGUAAAAAAAUGUUUGCAUCCGAUCUGUGUCUGAUUUUCAACCGCUGCCGUCUGAUUGGUUUAUUUUUUACGUGAUCGCUUUUAUAUUCACUCGUAUAGAAGGUAAACUUCAAGUUUCAUGUUAUUUUCCACAUGUGGUUUGCCAACCUUACAAGCCAAGUUCUCUACUUCCGCUUCCGUGGAAAACACGAGCAUGUUUGGGAGGGAAGCGGAGGUAGAAAGCCUGGCUUGCGAGCUUUGUGGGUUGCAUAGACCGCGCAGCGAUUUUACGAUUUGUGGAGGAAGGGAGAGGGGUGGUGUCGAGUUUAAAUCAGUUGGCAGCGAACUUCGUAAGGAAUAUGAGGAUCCCGCCAGAAAAUUUUGACAAUUAUAAACGCUAUUUCCCACAAUAACUUACUCAAAGUAACCAUGUGUACAAUGUCUGACGAUAGCCAAACAUGUCUGACUGAAAAUUAAUGAAAAUUUUUGUAAAAGAACAAUUACACAAAGAUGCAACGAUCAAGUCGAGGGUUACUCUGCUUUGAAAAUCACGUAGGAAAAUCCCAAAACACUUUCAAAACUAAUAUGCUUCACCUUUGAAAACUGAUGUUGGUUAAGCCAAUGGUAGAGUCACGUAAAAAAGGAGAAAUAUAUUUCAACCUGAGCAUGCAGCUAUUAGUAUUUAUUACAGGACUAGUUUACCAAUUUUCCAAACCAAACACGAAAGGGCAUAUGCGUUCUGUCUCAUAAAACCGGGGCAUUGAAUAACCCGGAUUAUUAUGGUAUAAAAUCUGUCAAGAUUUUAUACUAUAAUAAUCCGGGUUAUUGUUUAAUGCCCCGGUGAAACUGGUGUAUGUUUUUCUCCAAUAGAAAAGAUGCCCAGGUGAGAUAAACCUGGGACCAACCAGGGCUUAUGUCAAUAUGUAGGUCAUAAUAGUAGUGGUUAAGGCACGGGCAAUAGGACAGGUGUAGUGUUGUUAAAUAGAAAGUUAGAAAUGGUAUUGUACUUACUCAUGUAUUAUAAUUAUGUUUAAAAGAUCAGAAUAUUCAUAACUUCUUAUUUUGUUUCAUAAAUAGUUCUUUAAUAUUCGAAACAAAUUCCACAUCUGCUUCGUCUGCCAUCGCCAUGUUUACUCGUCCCAAUCUACAUGCUGCACGGCAUUGCCGCCCCUCCUGGCAAAAUAAUAAGCAAGCGAGAAAAAUUAAGGAGAAAAUAAGAGGGUAGGAACAUUGUGGGCGUUUCGUGAGCGUGUCAUCGUUCUGGGCGAAUCGGCUUUCGCAAUAUUGUAUCACAUGACUAAUUCAAAUUGUCAUAGGCGGGAAGCAGCGUUACGUCAUCCCUAUGUCAAAUAAAACGUUAUAAAACGCGUCGAGGUUACGUUUGUGCCAUAUAUGGAAGUUAUGGAUAGGUUUGUGCCAUAUAUGGAAGUGUCACUGCAUCCAGCUUAUGACAACGAUGUUCCUACCCUCUUAUUUUCUCCUUAAUUUUUCUCGCUUGCUUAUUAUUUUGCCAGGAGGGGCGGCAAUGCCGUGCAGCAUGUAGAUUGGGACGAGUAAACAUGGCGAUGGCAGACGAAGCAGAUGUUAUGAAACAAAAUAAGAAGUUAUGAAUAUUCUGAUCUUUUAAACAUAAUUAUAAUACAUGAGUAAGUACAAUACCAUUUCUAACUUUCUAUUUAACAACACUACACCUGUCCUAUUGCCCGUGGUUAGGGCGCUUACAUAUAUAUAGGGCGUUGAAACGGCAAUAUAGGCUCUGAUCGAUGUGUAAUGCAAUGAACUGGUAACGAGCGUCCUGUUGUUACUAUGGUGACUGUUUUAUGGCAAGAUAAAUAUGGCGGGAAACUGGGUUCGAAGUUUUGACUGUUUUGUAGUCAAGUUUUGAUGAAGAAAAUGUUGUGAUAAAAUUCCGCUGUUUGAUACAACAAUAUAGUAGAUUCUGCUAUUGUAUUUUCAGAUAUUACUGCCAAGAAUCAAGCUAAUUUAUUAAAAAUAUUCCAGAAAAAUAUCGCUUCUCAAACUAUUUGACAAGAAUGAUCAAAUCUGUCCAAAUGGGAUAGAUCCAAUGCAAUUACAAAACAUCUAUAAAUGCUCCACAGUAAUUUCCUAUUUCGUCCAAAUGUUCCAACUAAGUCGAGAAGUGGUUUUGAAUGCGUUCAAUACAUCGAAUAUCGUAUUAUAAGUCGAGCAGCGCAUUGCACCUCCCUAUAUAUAAACGCCCUGGUGAUGAUGGACAGUGCCCGAUCAGAUGAGUGCUCCAAGAAUAACAAAUAAUCACAAAUUAUAAUGGAAUGUUCAAUUACAGGUCCGUACCAUAUUCCUGAAGGCUGUUCUGUCCUUGUGGCGCCUAUGGCAUUACACCGUAAUCCUGAAGUAUGGGACGAUCCUGAUACGUUUAAUCCUGAUAGAUUUCUUUCUGAAACUAACGUUGGAAGAAAUCCCUUUGCUUAUGUUCCUUUCUCGGCAGGACCCAGAAACUGUAUUGGUAAGUAACGCAGUUUAAUAUGUAACAUGUCAUGGUGGCGUAACUUAAACUGAAGGGGACCUUUGUCCUGUUCAUUCAAACUGCCGACGGGGGGUGGCUACGGUGAUAUUCACCGGAUGGAACGCACACUGAAAUUGGCAACGCUGAUUGUUACCUGUUACCCUGGCGGUUUACGAAACGGAAUUACGGCAAUACCCAAAGUAGUUAUGCAUCUGACAUAACAGAAAUCUUAUUCGCAAUCCUAAUCGGAAUCUUCUCUUUUAGGGCAAAAAUUUGCAAUGAUGGAGGAAAAAGUCGUAUUAGCUUCAAUUAUACGUCAUUUUCAUAUCAAAUCUACGCAGUUGACUGAGGAUAUCAAGAUAACUCCUGAACUUAUUCUUAAGUCCACCAACGGUAUUAUGGUGAAACUGGAAACGAGAAAUUUAUAGAGAUUUCUUUGCUCUGUAUUCUAGUGAAAAUAAAUAAAUGCAAACCUCGGUCAAAUUACAUCCUCUGCUCAACCAGGUCAAAUUACAUCCUCUACUCAACGACACUGGAGUAUAUACGGUAAUUUAAAGUCGCAAUGUGGUCUAGGGAUAACGUCAUCAGCCAACAAGGUCUAGAUAGGUUGUUGAAGAGAACUACCGUCAUCUCCAUUUAUGACUGGGGUUGUGUGCACGUUCUCACAUCACGCUUGUUACGAACGUCUUUUUCAACAUAUAUAAACAGCAACAUUGCGACUUUAGAUCAUCCAAGUUAGAGGUGGAGGGCCGAAUCCCCUUGUUGUGAGCUUAGGCUCGCUUGUUAAAAAUUCAUGCCGAUUUGAGGGGCUGACUUCCCAACAUCCAAUGCAGAUUGUAUAAUCAUAACCUGGAUAGUUCUUUGCAAAUGCAUGGUUGAAAUAUAUGGUAAUGAUUUUAAGUAAUCUGUACUUGAUUGUACUAUGCUAGUACCAUUAGAGCAUUUAUCCAACAUGAAAUUUCUUCGGUAUAUCUUUCAAUUCUUUUCAAGUUCAUUAAUUAAGUCCUUUGCUCAUAAACACUAAUUGCAGAAUUACUGGAACCAAUAAUAAUUACUGGAACUUUCCACGUUUAUCGGGUUGCAUACUUGCACCCUCCACGCCUUGCCACCCAGACAUUUUGAUACCCCGCCCCCUGGUUUUAAUUCUACAUCAUUGCCUGGUGGGGCACUUGAGUGGAGUGUUGACCGAGCAUUGCAUUUAUUUGGUUUAAUUAACCAGAGUAGCGCAGAAAAACACUUCAAAUAAAUUGUUAUAUAUAUAGACCUUACUGAUUUUUAGAAAUAAAUUACGUGAGAGU